Mesorhabditis spiculigera is the source of this 435-nucleotide messenger RNA. The record is from the annotation of a GenBank genome assembly. Lineage: Eukaryota; Metazoa; Nematoda; Chromadorea; Rhabditida; Rhabditidae.
AUGGGCCCCAAAGUUCUGUUAUUCAUUUGCCUUGCAGCGCACGUCACCUUCACCGUCAAGGCGGGUCCGGCGGGUUGCGCUACCGGAUCCACGAGCAUCGACGGAAAUUGCCAAAAACGCCUGCCUGAGCUUUUCAACCACAAGGCGGCCAUCGCUGCCUGCGCGCAGCUCGACGCCAUCCUUCCCGAAAUCCUCUCCGCUCAGGAAAACUCAGCUGUCCACGCCAUGCUUCAACUUGAGGCCUUGCCAAAGGAGAGCGACAGUAUCCGGCUCGGGGCUGUCCGCAAUGGUCAAGGAAAACUGGACUUCGGGUGGACAAGCAAGGCGCCGAUGACAUACAAGAAUUUCAAAGAUGACGAGAUGGACAACAAGGGAGAUUGGGAGGAUUGUUUGAAUGAAAUCCCGUACCGUAGUGGGAUUAUUAGUCGCGUUAGC